CUACGUCGUGCAAUUCAAUGGUAACAUCUUCACAACAAUUGAAGACCGUUAACACGAUUUUCGUUUGGCAUUAUGCUAAUUUUUUAUCCCACCUUUUCCUUGAGGGGAUCCCCUCUCAAAUGAUAUACGAGGAAAAUUAUUUUUUUAAGACGGUGACUAUUGGUUUGUGUGAAAGCGAUACCGUUCUCACUUCUUCCUGGUUUUAGUCGAGGAUAGCAAGAUAGGUGUACAAAAAUACGAUCUGUUAAUUUCUAACGGUCGAGCGGACAGUGUACCAACAUGACGAGAGUUUCGCUGUCAACUUUUGCAAUUAUUUGCAUGCUUCACACAGUAAUUAAGAGUCCUGCUCAAGCAUAUUCAGCCCGUGCUGUUGAUUCUGGUUCAGAGGCAUGGAAAAGAAUACCGGAAGCAACAGAUGACGGUGAUCCCAAAUUUGGACAGAUUUUCUUAACGAAAAACUCCAUGACAUUUGGACAGAUUGUUGAGGAGUAUCCUGAAGCUACCAUAAAGGAGUUGUUGUCAGAAGCUUCACCACUGAUCCGCCAAUACCUCAAGAGGGCCAAAGUUCCAGGAUUCGGCAACAGACAUAACUCUUUUGACAAUUCUGAACACGAGGGGAUGUGCAGAUCCAUACAGUCAGUACAACAUCCUGAAAAACUCCAAAAUACGAAAGGAGAAUGGAAGACCGUAGUAAAUGUAGAUAAAAAUUAUCAACCUGUUUAUACAGAGAUCUGCAAGAAGCAAGUUACCUGCAGUCUCAAAGAAUAUUUUCCUCUCGAAUACGAGUCAGAAUGUAAGCAGAAGUAUUCAGUGAAACGUUUACUGGUUGCAGUUGACAAAGAUUUAGUCUGGGAUAAUUUUGAUAUACCUUGUGGAUGCAUUUGUGCGAUAAAAAGACCAACACCUGUGUGAACACUUUAUGUUAUGUAAAUAAAAUAUUAGUAAUAAGAGA
Messenger RNA from Harmonia axyridis, 952 nucleotides. RefSeq lists its product as uncharacterized. The transcript has 4 exons. Gene Ontology annotation, cellular component: extracellular region. The coding region runs from base 280 to 912 and encodes 210 amino acids. Lineage: Eukaryota; Metazoa; Arthropoda; Insecta; Coleoptera; Coccinellidae. Gene Ontology annotation, biological process: regulation of Toll signaling pathway; central nervous system formation; innate immune response. The record is from RefSeq and is a predicted model, not a curated record. Gene Ontology annotation, molecular function: growth factor activity; Toll binding.